AUGGCAAGUCAAGAAUUUAGUAAUCCUCUAAGAAAGUUUAAACUAGUCUUCUUGGGAGAGCAAAGUGUUGGCAAAACAUCGCUCAUUACCAGGUUUAUGUAUGAUACUUUUGACAAUACAUAUCAAGCGACAAUUGGCAUAGAUUUUUUGAGUAAAACGAUGUAUUUAGAAGACAGAACAGUUCGUCUUCAGUUAUGGGAUACCGCAGGUCAGGAACGGUUCCGAAGUUUGAUCCCAAGUUACAUUAGGGAUUCUUCUGUAGCAGUCGUAGUCUAUGAUAUUACAAAUAGAGCAUCCUUUCAAAAUACUUCAAAGUGGAUUGAUGAUGUACGAGCCGAACGUGGAUCCGAGGUCAUUAUUGUUUUGGUAGGAAACAAGACAGAUCUGAGUGAUAAAAGAGAGGUGACUUUUGAGGAAGGAGAAAAAAAAGCAUCCGACUGUGGAAUAUUAUUUAUUGAGACAAGUGCCAAAGCAGGCCAUAACGUAAAGGCCCUAUUUAAGCGUAUUGCUCAAGCGCUUCCUGGUAUGGAUAAUAAUCAUGGACUGGACGAAAAGGAUCAACUGCAAAAAGUCGAUCUUAAUACAACUGAACAGACAGAGUCAUCUGGCUGUGCUUGUUAA
Rhizopus microsporus ATCC 52813 is the source of this 621-nucleotide messenger RNA. Its product is annotated as rab protein 6. NCBI's taxonomy places the organism in Eukaryota, Fungi, Mucoromycota, Mucoromycetes, Mucorales, Rhizopodaceae. The record is from RefSeq and is a predicted model, not a curated record. Gene Ontology annotation, molecular function: GTPase activity; GTP binding. The transcript has 7 exons. The coding region runs from base 1 to 621 and encodes 206 amino acids.